AUGUUGCUCUUUCCGACGUGGAGACCAGAAUUGCACGAGGGUUGCAGAGUACCAUGGAUUCCAACUGAACGUUUCGCGCCAUAUGUCGCUCGAUCUGUUACGGUGCCACCCCCACCACCACAGAUUUCGGACAGUGACUCCUGUGGAAGUUUGUCACCAGAGAGAAACAAUGAUUCGGGAUCAGAUGAAUGCAUAUGCGAAUGGAGAGGAUGCGGCGUAAGAUUUGAUUCCGUUUCUCGUCUGUCGGCACACGUAGCUAGAGUCCAUGCGCACGCGCAUAGCGAUGGAUAUUUCUACUGCUGUUGGAGGGGGUGCACAAGAUCUCAAAGAGGUUUUAAUGCAAGAUACAAAAUGAUAGUGCACAUGAGAAUUCACACUAACGAACGUCCUCACACUUGCAAUCAAUGCCAGAAAAGCUUUUCAAGGGCCGAGAACCUCAAGAUUCAUCUACGUUCGCAUUCCGGGGAAAAACCUUACGUCUGUCCAUAUGAGGGCUGCGGCAAAGCAUAUUCAAACUCUAGCGAUCGUUUCAAACACACACGGACCCACAAAGUAGACAAGCCGUACUGCUGCAAAGCACCAGGUUGCACGAAACGUUACACCGACCCGUCCAGUUUGCGCAAACACGUCAAGGCAUACAAACACUUCACAGAGAAGGAGAAUCCAAAAUUAGCAACGCGAGCUGAAAGUAUAUCCCCAAUGCGCGAAACUAUAGAACCUGUGAUCGACCAUAGGGUAUCACCAUACGCAUACCAUAUUUCAGAAACGUAUCCUAUGAACUACCACCCAACAUAUAUCCGAACUGACCCAUUGUAUAAGGAACCUCAAGAAACCUAUCCAGUAUAUACCAGAAUGUAUGAUCACGCGUUGAGUUACUCUACACAGGAUUACCCUCUUUACAAGCCUCAAUACUAUGAAAGUGACGUGGCAAAUUCAUUUCCAGAAAAUUCAGAUGUUCCAUUGAAUUUAAUGUGUGCUAAACGUGUGCAAUGCAGACCAAUUGAAGUACUGAGGCAUACGGAGUUACCCUUAGAUUUAAGUACUAAAAGUUAG
Molecule: messenger RNA, 1053 nt
Organism: Pieris macdunnoughi
Lineage: Eukaryota; Metazoa; Arthropoda; Insecta; Lepidoptera; Pieridae
Source: the annotation of a GenBank genome assembly